Messenger RNA from Maylandia zebra (zebra mbuna), 1088 nucleotides. Its product is annotated as polymeric immunoglobulin receptor. Gene Ontology annotation, cellular component: plasma membrane. Gene Ontology annotation, molecular function: transmembrane signaling receptor activity. The record is from RefSeq and is a predicted model, not a curated record. NCBI's taxonomy places the organism in Eukaryota, Metazoa, Chordata, Actinopteri, Cichliformes, Cichlidae.
UUUACCUGGAAGCACAAAGUUCAUCUGUAAAGAAAAAUGUGAGCGAGCAGAAGAUAUCCUCAUCAAAACAGAUGGAAGCACAGCUCAGAGUGGGAGAUACAGCAUUGAAUAUAAAGAUGGAGCUUCAGGAAGAGGAAUUGUGUUUUUGACCUUCACACACAUGAUCACGUCUGACUCAGGAAUGUACAGGUGUGGUUUGGGAAGAUCUGCUCCAGACGCAUACUAUGACUUUGAGGUCAGAGUUUCAAAUGAUCUGGAUAAAAACAGUGGCUUUUAUCACACAGAAAUGAAGGGAGAAAACAUCACAUUAGUAUGUUCCAUUAAUGCGUAUGGACAGAGGACGUUAUUUUGUAAGAAUGAGUGUAAGAAUGAAGGGGAGAUCCUCAUUGACACAACUAACAACAAAUCUGUGAGUGGAAGAUACAGCAUUGAACACAGACCAGGAUCCAUGUAUCCACUGUAUGCGACCAUCACACAGCUGACCAAGUCAGACACAGGAUUGUACAGGUGUGGUUAUGGAAACCCUCUGUCUCCAGAUUCAUACGAGAGUGAAUAUGUUCUUGUCAGUGAUGCAACACAGAGUGAAAGUGUGACUGCAGGAGUCUCUACACAUUGUCCUGACUCCUCCUGGCUUCUAGUUGUGCGUGCGUCCUUGGAUGGUGUUUUGCUGAUGGCUGUUUUCCUCAUGCUCUUCUACAUUAGUAAGACAAGGAGGAACUUUGGACUGAACUCCAGAGAAAAUGACACAAACAUAGAGUUAUCUGUUGGGUAUGAGAACUUUGAUCCAACCUCCAAACACAAAGAGUCCAAAAGCAGCAGGACCAAACCCACUCUUCAUUGUUAAAGACCAAAAUCUAAAAAGUAAAAAUUAAUUUUGGCCAUCUACUCUCUGAGGUUAUCUCCUCUUCCACACCUGUUUUUUGUUGAUAUUUUUGGACAUAUUUCUGAGAUUUCACUAAAAGCUCUGGAUACGAGGAUCACCUCCUAUAUAAUUUGCUUCACUAUGCUUUAAUGUGUUCCUGUUAUAUAAAUGCUUAUAUGUAUUGGCAUAGUUAUUUGCAGAGGUGUGAAGUAACAAAGUACAAAUA